Molecule: messenger RNA, 1388 nt
Organism: Ochotona princeps (American pika)
Lineage: Eukaryota; Metazoa; Chordata; Mammalia; Lagomorpha; Ochotonidae
Gene: PRXL2A
Product: peroxiredoxin like 2A
Exons: 8
Coding region: 435-1124 (229 amino acids)
Source: RefSeq, a predicted model, not a curated record
UCACGCGGCCGUGGUGGGGCUCGAGCUGCGCAGGCGCGGGCCCAGCCACCCCGGGGACCCUCGGGUCGGGGGCGUUGGUCCCCAGUGAGCGGGACAAAGCGGGCGGCACUGGGGGUGGACGUGCAGAUCGUGCUGCGCCCAGGGGCUCGGAGGAGCACAGGGCCCGCCGCCGUGCAGAUUGCCUAUUGGUAGCUGAAGGAGCCCAAGGGUUCCUGGGUGGCCUGGUCCUGCCCAGGGAGUAACUGAGCUUAGGGGCAUAGGCGGGCCUCCAGAGCCCCACCUCCAGCCUUUCUCUGCUGCCUGCACUCCGUGGGUCAGUCGCAGCUGUCAGUUGGAGCACAAGUGUGCACCUGGUGGACGGUGACAGAUUGACUGCUGUCCCUGUGGAAGAGGGACAGAGAGGGCGGGGAAGAGAAGGGACAUCUGGUGUAUGAAUGUCUUUCCUCCCGGAGCUGGGCUUCUUCACCAUGGGGAUGUGGUCCAUCGGUGCAGGAGCCCUGGGGGCUGCGGCUGUGGCACUGCUGCUGGCCAACACAGAUGUGUUCCUGUCCAAGUCCCAGAAGGCCUCCCUGGAGUACCUGGAAGAUGCAGACCUGAAAACCAUACUGAAGGAACCGAGGACUUUCAAAGCAAAGGAGCUGUGGGAGAAGAAGGGAGCCGUGAUCAUGGCUGUGCGGCGGCCGGGCUGCUUCCUCUGCCGAGAGGAGGCUGCAGACCUAUCUUCCCUGAAGCCCAGGUUGGAUGAGUUGGGCGUGCCCCUGUACGCGGUGGUGAAGGAGAAUAUCAAGAGUGAGGUGAAGGACUUCCAGCCUUACUUCAAAGGAGAUGUCUUCCUGGAUGAAAAGAAAAGGUUCUAUGGUCCACAAAAGCGGAAGAUGAUGUUUAUGGGGUUUUUGCGUCUGGGAGUGUGGCAUAACUUCUUCCGGGCUUGGAAUGGAGGCUUCUCUGGAAAUCUGGAAGGUGAAGGCUUCAUCCUUGGAGGAGUCUUUGUGAUUGGAUCGGGAAAGCAGGGCAUUCUCCUCGAGCACAAAGAGAAGGAAUUUGGAGACAAAGUAAACCUAUCUUCUGUGCUGGAAGCAGCCAGGAAGAUCAGAUCACAGGCUUCCGCCUCAGAGCACAAGUGAUCCCAUGAAGGUGCCUGGCCCAGGGAUGGCUGUGGGGACACCCCAGCUCCUGGGACAUGCUGUGUGUGCACAUGUGUCCCUCACUGCCACCGCCUUCACACUAUGAUUAUUGAUGUGUUUUUAUAUUGUUGUGUUCUAUUGAGACCCUGUAAGGCAAUAUAGCUUCGAAACAAUACUGACAGAAACCUAAGAUGAGUGAGGGAUAUUUCAGCUUAAAUCUAGGGAAUACGAGGCUUGCAGGUGAUUGCUGAACCUUCUUAACAA